ACUUCUCUCAGAUGGAAGACAACUGCGGUGUUCAAAGCGGAGCGGCCGGUUAUCCCAGGGUGACGACCUGCUCCUGCAUCAGGCUGCGACCCGAGCUGCCCUUGGCCACUCCCGGGUCCUAGAUGACCCAUGGUAGAGAUCUGAGUCGCAGCGCCACUUACGUGGACCGCACCGGGGUCCGGAGGGCAGCCGGAAACCCCGCCCUUGGGAGGGAGCGGGCGGCCGCGGCCAGGCACCUGGAGGGACCGCCCCAGGGCGGGGACCGGCGCCAUGGACACGCCUCUGGGCGCCGGUCCCGCCACUCUGCGCCUGGCCGCGGCAGCCAGCUGGCAGGUGGUUCGUGGACGUCGCGUCGAGCAUUUUCCACGCGUGCUGGAAUUUCUUCGGAGCCUGCGCGCUGCUGUCCCCGGGUUGGUGCGCUAUCGGCAUCAUGAACGGCUGUGUAUGGGCCUCGGAGCCAAGGUGGUGGUGGAACUGAUCCUGCAGGGUCGACCUUGGAAGCAGGUCCUGAGCGUCCUAAAUGACCACUUUCCGCAGUCUAGGCCUGUGGUGAGGGACCCCAAAGCUACGAAGCAAGAUUUGAGCAAAAUUUUGGAGGCACAAGAAACUUUCUGCCAACAGGUGAAGGAACUGUCAGAGGCACCUGCAGAUCUAGCCUCCAGGUUGCAGGAACUUGGACAAGAGUAUGGGGAGUCCUUUCUGGUGGCCAUGGAGAAGCUGUUCUUUGAAUAUUUGUGUCAGCUGGAGAAGGCGCUACCCCCACUGCAGGCACAGCAGCUUCAGAAUGUACUGACUUGGAUGCAGCCUGGAGUUUCUGUCACCUCAUGUCUUGCCCUGAACCAAUACUGUGCUGACAUGGGGUGGACCCUUCCAGAGUGUUCUGUUGAUUCAGUGAGCCUGCCAGAGCCUGCGGAGCAGAUUCCUCCUCAGCCAAGACCAGCAUCCCACACUCCCCUGCCAAAAGCCAAGCCUGGCCCACCUUCCCCUCCUACACCAGCUUCGAGGCAGCACCCAGAACCCUUAACUGGUUGUCACUUUAACCUGGCCCCUCUGGGCCGGAGAAGAAUCCAAUCCCGAUGGACGUCUACUAGGGGAGGCCAUAAGGAGCGUCCCACCGUCAUGCUGUUCCCAUUUAGGAACCUGGGCCCAGCCACCCAAGUUAUAUCCAAGCCUGGACUGAGGGAAGGAGGUGGGGGUCACACAGAAGAGCCAGCAGGUGCUACAGGCUCAAGCACAGCUUCCAACGCAAAAUGCAAGAGUCCCUCUCACACCCUGGGGAAAAGGGCUCUAGUGGAGGACCUGGCUGACUUCUCUGGCUCUGAGAAGGAGAAUGGCUCGGAUUGCCACAGAGACCCCCUGAGACUAGCACUGUCACCGCCCCAGGCCAAGACAGCAUGUCCUCCAUCUGUGUGCAGCUCUGUCAUUACCAUAGGGGACUUGGUCUUGGAUUCUGAUGAGGAAGAGAGUGCUCAGAGGGAAAAACAAGAGUCUCUGGAAAACUACCAAAAGACAAAGUUUGAUACCUUGAUCCCCACUUUCUGUGAAUACUUCCCCUCUUUGGGUCCAAGUGCUGGGCCCUCCCCUCCAUGUGAUGUGACAGCGCUAGACACCCCCAUGAGCACUGGCAUGUUUUCUGCACCCUGUCCAUCUCCCACUGCCUCAGCUCUGCAAGCCAUUUAGUGGGUAUGAAAUAGAAACCUGGAUUUGGGCAACCCAUCUCCACUGCUAAAAAUACCAUGUAAUGCUUCAUCAUUAAACUUUGGCUUUAUUA
This is a messenger RNA of Ochotona curzoniae (black-lipped pika), 1771 nucleotides long. RefSeq names its product TERF1 interacting nuclear factor 2 (gene TINF2). Gene Ontology annotation, biological process: telomere capping; regulation of telomere maintenance via telomere lengthening. Bases 271 to 1680 code for a protein of 469 amino acids. Lineage: Eukaryota; Metazoa; Chordata; Mammalia; Lagomorpha; Ochotonidae. Gene Ontology annotation, cellular component: shelterin complex. The record is from RefSeq and is a predicted model, not a curated record. Gene Ontology annotation, molecular function: telomeric repeat DNA binding. The transcript is spliced from 9 exons.